CAGGGCUGCGGGGGCUGAUGCUGGCGGUGGUCCUGGCGGCGCUGAUGUCCUCCCUCGCCUCCAUCUUCGCCAGCUCCGCCGCCCUCUUCACCUUCGACGUCUACCAGAGGCUCCGCCCACGGGCGGGGCCACGUCACCUGCUCGUCGUCGGCAGGGUGUGGGUGGUGGCGAUGGUGGGGCUGAGCCUGGCGUGGCUGCCGGUGGUGGAGGCGGCGCGGGGGGGGCAGCUCUUCGAUUACAUCCAGGCCAUGGCCAGUUACCUGGCCCCGCCCGUCGCCGCCGUCUUCGUCCUCGCCGUCUUCGUCCCCCGCGUCAACGAGCCC
Empidonax traillii (willow flycatcher) is the source of this 323-nucleotide messenger RNA. Its product is annotated as sodium/glucose cotransporter 2-like. The annotation marks the transcript as partial. Lineage: Eukaryota; Metazoa; Chordata; Aves; Passeriformes; Tyrannidae. The transcript has 2 exons. Gene Ontology annotation, molecular function: D-glucose:sodium symporter activity. Gene Ontology annotation, cellular component: plasma membrane. The record is from RefSeq and is a predicted model, not a curated record. Gene Ontology annotation, biological process: transmembrane transport; sodium ion transport.